CAGCUUCUCUGCCCCAAACCCCAGCUGAGCAGGAACCUGUGAACUCAGAAACCAUGGAUAAAUUUGACCUGAUUAAGGUCAUUGGGGAAGGCACCUUUGGGAAGGUAUACUUGGCUAAAGGCAAAUCAGAACGCCAUCACUGUGUCAUAAAAGAGAUCAGUUUUGCAAAGGAACAAGAAGCUUCAGAGAAAGAAGUGAUUCUUCUGGCUACGAUGAGGCAUCCCAACAUCGUCACCUUCUUCAACUCAUUUCAAGAGAACAGCAGGCUGUUUAUUGUAAUGGAAUACUGUGAUGGAGGGGAUCUCCUGCAAAGGAUCCAGAAACAGCAGGGAGUGUUAUUCAGCGAAGACCAGAUCCUGUGUUGGUUUGUACAGAUUUCCCUAGGGCUGAAGCAUAUUCACGACAGGAGGAUAUUACACAGGGACAUAAAAUCACAGAAUAUUUUUCUUAGCAAAAAUGGAAUGGUUGCAAAGCUCGGGGACUUUGGAACAGCAAGGACACUGAAUAAUUCCACGGAACUGGCUCAGACAUGUGCUGGGACCCCUUAUUACCUGUCCCCAGAGAUCUGUCAGAACAGGCCAUACAACAAUAAAACGGACAUCUGGUCUCUUGGCUGUGUCUUAUAUGAGCUCUGUACACUCAAGCACCCUUUUGAGGGUAACAACCUACACCAUCUGGUUCUGAAGAUUUGUCAAGCACAUGUCGCUCCCAUAUCACCCCACUUCUCUCUGGACCUACAGUCCUUGGUACCUCAGCUCUUUCAAGUGUCCCCUGGGGACCGACCAUCUAUUAAUUCCCUUUUGAAAAGGCCUUUUUUAGGAACUCUUGUUGCCCAAUACCUGUCUCCUGAGGUCCCCUCCAGAAGAGUUCAGUCCCAUGUGCGUAUGCAGAACGCUGCUGUUGGCCAUACCACUUGCUGGGGUGGUAGUCCAUGGUCUGCUGCGUACCUUCAGAGGAAAUUUGAAGCUCAGCAAUAUAAGUUAAAAGUGGAAAGACAGCUGGGUCUUCGUCCAUCUUCUGCUGAGCCACAUCCCAAUGAGAGAGAAAUGCCACAAAGCCAUGAAGAGGAGACUAAAUUCCAGGAGCUUCAGUGCAGGAAGAAUAAAGUGAAGGACAAGGAAUAUUGGAAACAGCUGGAGGAAAUCCGCCAACAGUACCACAAUGAUGUGAAGGAAAUUAAAAAGAAGAUCGGGAGAGAGCUGAAGAGAGGAGUAAAGUUUGAAAUUAGCCUGGAUAAGUGUGUUUCUGAGGAAGACACAGACCAAGGGAACAAGGCAGUGGAUAAGCUAAAUGAUACUUUAAGCUUUGAAGAUGGCAUGAGGCUCCGGGAGUACAGAUGUCAGAAGGAGCGUGAAGAUUACACAGACAGAGCCUUUGAAGAGCUCUGUGGCCCAGAGGCAGAGGCCUUCUUUCAGGACAUGGUUGCUGUGGAGAGCAGGAGGCAGUGGGAUGCCAGAGCACCUCAGACUCUACUGCAAAUAAUGGCAACAGCAGAUGUCACCUCCCCCUGCCCCACCAUGCCUGACGAUGGUCGAGUGAUUGUGAUGGAAGGCAAUCCAGAAAAUGGGAAGCAGUGGUGGUGGGAUGCGCCCGGGACCCCGAGUGCUUCAGCAGCAGAAGAUGCCUGCGGGAGCUCAUUGUCUGCCGGUAAAGGAGAACCUGUUGGAAUAAUAAAACCACAGCUCCCUAAAGAAGACCAGGGAGAGUUAGAAAUAGCCUCUGGCAUCAUAGUGGAUGAUGAACAACUGGAUCCAGGAUUGCAGGAUGAUGAAAUGUGA
Acomys russatus (golden spiny mouse) is the source of this 1778-nucleotide messenger RNA. RefSeq names its product NIMA related kinase 5 (gene Nek5). Bases 54 to 1778 code for a protein of 574 amino acids. Gene Ontology annotation, biological process: protein phosphorylation. NCBI's taxonomy places the organism in Eukaryota, Metazoa, Chordata, Mammalia, Rodentia, Muridae. The record is from RefSeq and is a predicted model, not a curated record. The transcript has 18 exons. Gene Ontology annotation, molecular function: ATP binding; protein kinase activity.